This is a messenger RNA of Stegastes partitus (bicolor damselfish), 3757 nucleotides long. RefSeq names its product endothelin converting enzyme-like 1 (gene ecel1). Gene Ontology annotation, cellular component: plasma membrane. The coding region runs from base 1 to 2400 and encodes 799 amino acids. The record is from RefSeq and is a predicted model, not a curated record. Lineage: Eukaryota; Metazoa; Chordata; Actinopteri; Pomacentridae. Gene Ontology annotation, biological process: protein processing. The transcript has 17 exons. Gene Ontology annotation, molecular function: metalloendopeptidase activity.
AUGGAGAAGACAUACUCACUAACUGCCCACUAUGAUGAGUUCCAGGAAGUGAAAUAUGGCGGUCGCUAUAGCAGCGAUAUCCUCAGCAACGGCAUGACCCUUCACCUCGGAGGCAGCCUAGACCGUCAUGUGGGGCGAGGCCGGGGAGGCACCUGGUCAAACGGUCGAAACAGAGAUCUAAGCAGCACCAGCAGCAGCGGUGGCCUUCCCCGAUGGAGCCGGAGGGAGAUCUGCCUCCUCUCGGCGCUGGUCUUCGCAGCAGGUAUGUGCGUCAUCUUGGGAAGCAUGCUGGCACUCAAGUACAUUUCCCUGGAUGCCCAGCAGGACCCGCAGUGCCGACAGGACUGCCAACGCAAGCGCUCCCUGCUGCGGGCGGCCCGCUUUGUUCAGGCCAAUAUUGACCCAACCAUCCAGCCCUGCCAGGACUUCUACUCGUUCGCCUGCGGUGGCUGGUUGAGGCGUCACGGCAUUCCCGAGGACAAACUCAGCUACGGCAUCAUUACAGCUAUAGGAGAACACAACGAGGAGAAACUACAGCGCCUCCUGCUGGAGCCAAUUAGGAGGCAUGGCCCCAACUCGGCAGAGCGCAAGGUCAAGGAAUUCUAUCGAUCCUGCAUCAACAUUAAAGAGAUUGACAAGCUGGGCUCGAGCCCCAUGACAGAGGUGUUGGACAGCUGUGGAGGGUGGGACCUGGUGGGUGCUCCUCCUGGUGCUGCUGGGUGGGAGACCGAGGGCGCCCCACAGAGGCCGGACUUCAACGAGCUGCUCUACAGGACGCAGGGCGUGUACAGCACUGCUGUGUUCUUCUCCCUGACUGUCAAUGUGGACGACAAAAACUCCUCCAGGAACGCCAUCCGGAUUGAUCAGGAGGGGCUCACGCUGCCGGAGAGAAGUCUGUAUCUGGGGCAGGACGAGGACAGCGUCAAGAUCCUGGCGGCGUACAAGGCUCUGAUGGAGCGCUUGCUGAGCAUGCUGGGAGCUCUCAACCCUACAGAGAACUCCAAGGAGAUUAUAGAGCUGGAGACCCGGCUGGCCAAUAUCACUGUGUCGGAAUAUGAUGACCAAAGAAAGGACAUCAGCACCAUGUAUAACCGCAUCACCCUCAGGCAGCUACAGCGCAUUGCUCCCAGUCUUCACUGGAAACGCUUGCUGGACAGAAUCUUCAAUGACAGCUUCCUAGAAGACGAAGAGAUCGUGGUGCUCGCCACCGAUUACAUACAGAAAGUCUCCGACAUCAUCAAGACCACUUCGAAGAGGGUUCUGCAUAACUACAUGCUGUGGCGCAUCGUGGCAGCGCUAAGCGAGCACCUAACCACCGCCUUCCGCAGCACCAUCCACGAGUUUUCUCGGGAGAUUGACGGCACCGAGCAGCAGCUGGAGCUGGGCAGGCUCUGCCUCACCCAGGCCAACAAACACUUCGGCAUGGCCCUGGGAGCCCUGUUCGUCCAGCAACACUUCUCCUCUCAGAGCAAGGCCAAGGUACAGGAGCUGGUGGAGGACAUAAAGCAUUCCCUGGACCUCCGGCUGCACGAGCUGGACUGGAUGGAUGAAGCCACAAAGGAUGCUGCCAGAGCAAAGCUGAAGCACAUGAUGGUGAUGACAGGAUACCCAGACUUCCUGCUCAAACCGGAGCUCAUUGAUCAGGAGUACGGGUUUGAUGUGGAUGAGAAGACCUACUUCAAGAACAUCCUCAACAGCAUCAAGUUCAACAUCAAGCUGUCUGUCAAGAAGAUCCACGAGGAAGUGGACAAGACGGCGUGGCUUCUGCCCCCUCAGGCCCUUAAUGCCUACUACCUCCCUAACAAGAACCAAAUGGUGUUUCCUGCCGGCAUCCUCCAGCCCACUCUCUACAACCCCGAGUUCCCACAGUCUCUGAACUACGGAGGAAUCGGAGCAAUCAUUGGCCAUGAGCUAACCCACGGAUAUGAUGACUGGGGGGGCCAGUACGACCGCCAUGGCAACCUCAAACAGUGGUGGACCGAGGAGUCCUACAGAAAGUUCCAGAGGAAGGCUGAGUGUAUUGUCAAACUCUACGACAACUUCACUGUUUACAACCAGAAGGUGAACGGUCGUCUGACUCUGGGGGAGAACAUAGCAGACAUGGGAGGCCUAAAGCUGUCGUACUAUGCAUAUCAGAAGUGGGUGAGGGAACACGGUCCAGAGAGGCCUCUGCCAGGCCUCAAAUACACUCACGAACAGCUGCUCUUCAUUGCCUUCGCUCAGAACUGGUGUAUGAAGAGGAGAUCUCAGUCCAUCUACCUGCAGCUGCUAACGGACAAACAUGCACCAGAGCACUACAGAGUGAUUGGCAGCGUCUCCCAGUUCGACGAGUUCGCCCGAGUGUUCCACUGUCCCAAGGGUUCCCCCAUGAACCCUGUGGACAAGUGCUCAGUUUGGUGACCUCUCCGUCCAGCCUGCUGACCUGGGAUUAACUUCAUCUUUAAAGCAACCAGUGUCCCUGAGCCGCCUCCCUCUCCAACAUCCCAUAUUUGCCAGAGCCAACAGGACGAUGCAGAGAAAUCCCAUUCAUGCCUGUGACAGACACAUGGAGGAAACGUAUCGUCUCAUCCUCAUUAUAUUUCUUGACUUUAUACAUCGAUUGUCUGUUAAUAACUGUCUGUACUAAUCAAACGAAGCAUGGGUUACAUGGCUAUUGAUUGUGUACAUAUAUGAUUUGAUUAUAUAUAUUUUUCUAUGUUUGAUUUACUUUCAGAUCAUCUAUUUUUGUAUUUAGCAGAUAUUCCACAUACAUUACGCAUAGGAUUCAUAAGCGAUUUGUUUUUUAAUUAAGCAACAUGUUCGCUUCCUUCGUAGCAUCAUCUAGACAAACUUCAGCUUAUGUGAAGAGUAAAGAGGGGCACAUGUAAACUGGGCAAGGACCCAUUUAAACGAACUGGGAUCAGUAGCGUCCUGGUGCCUGCCAAAACAUUGGUGUCGUCUCAGUUUGGGUUCGGACUUUGAUUUGUACAAUGCUGCCCUCUUGUGGCCGCAGAGAGCAAUGGUCAGUGUUGAGCCGUCAUGACUGUUGUAUUUGUUUGCCUGCAUUGGUCUCUUGUCACUGUGAGUGUUUGUACGGUUUUUAAGAUUUGUCAACUUAAAAAAAGAAAAAGAAAAAAAAAGAAGCUUGACUCAUGGUGGAUGUUUUUUCUCAGGAUUUGUAGCACAGUGCAGCGCCGAGCUCGAUCUACAUUCAGCCUACAGUACAAACACACAGAACGGUCAAAGAUGGACAAAGAGAGGAGACGAGAGCGUUUUUUCUGACUGGAAUUCAGCACACGGGCUCAAAUCGACCCCAACGGACAAGCUGAAGGGAGAGUCCUGUCAGUUAGAAGCUGUGGAUCAGUGUUUCUGAUGAACUCUGAAUGAUCCGAGACAAGCCGGGAAUCAAGUGAGAGCGUGACCUCACAUCAUGCAUUCACAGUUACACAAACCAACACUCUGUACAUAAUGAAGUGCAACUAUGGUAGAUGGAGAGUCAUACAUUUGUACACAGUGCUAUUUAAAACUACUUUUGUAUAAAGAACCUGUUGGUACAAAAACAUGAGAGUCUUUGUACAGAGGAGACGUAUAUCAGAGGUUAUGGUUGUACAGUUUGCAUGUUUCCAUCUUGGCCGACAUUAAAUUCUGAUCGAUAAAUGUGGAGGAUAUCACACACACACAUGUCUGAGUGACGGCUGCUGGUUCACGUGUGGCUGCUAUCUCUUCCUCUCUGUUGGUCGCUGUUUAAUGUUUGAAUAAAUACAAAGGAUCCCUGUCA